Drosophila teissieri is the source of this 513-nucleotide messenger RNA. RefSeq names its product ubiquitin-like protein 5 (gene ubl). The transcript is spliced from 3 exons. Gene Ontology annotation, cellular component: cytoplasm; nucleus. The coding region runs from base 209 to 430 and encodes 73 amino acids. NCBI's taxonomy places the organism in Eukaryota, Metazoa, Arthropoda, Insecta, Diptera, Drosophilidae. Gene Ontology annotation, biological process: mRNA splicing, via spliceosome; protein modification process. The record is from RefSeq and is a predicted model, not a curated record. Gene Ontology annotation, molecular function: protein tag activity; protein binding.
UCAGAUUUCCAAUAUUAUUUCCUUUUACAUAUAUAUGUUUUUUGAAUGUAUUUAAAAUUAAAUUUAUUAAUGACUCAGUGAAAUAUCGAUAUCAAUUAAGCGAUGGGCCACUCGAUAUCCGGUUAAGGGUAGCUGACAACCCUAAGCAAUAAUACCACAACAAAUCAAGAGGCUUUCUUGUUGUUAUUUUUCUUUCGAAUCAUAAAAUAUGAUUGAAAUAACGUGUAAUGAUCGUCUUGGCAAGAAGGUACGCGUCAAGUGCAACCCGGACGACACGAUCGGGGACCUCAAGAAACUAAUCGCGGCACAAACGGGUACAAAGCACGAGAAAAUUGUCCUGAAGAAGUGGUAUACGAUAUACAAGGAUCCGAUUCGCCUAUCCGACUAUGAAAUCCACGAUGGCAUGAAUCUAGAACUUUACUACCAAUAAUACUGCAUGGGAAUAUCGUCAUUGAGUCAAGUUUGUCCAAUUUUGUUAGCGUCUUUAAAAAUUAAAAAAAAUUGAAUAAUGUG